Molecule: messenger RNA, 1190 nt
Organism: Rhodofomes roseus
Lineage: Eukaryota; Fungi; Basidiomycota; Agaricomycetes; Polyporales; Fomitopsidaceae
Product: acyl-CoA N-acyltransferase
Exons: 4
Coding region: 139-1161 (340 amino acids)
Biological process (GO): small GTPase-mediated signal transduction
Cellular component (GO): cytoplasm
Molecular function (GO): guanyl-nucleotide exchange factor activity; aralkylamine N-acetyltransferase activity
Source: RefSeq, a predicted model, not a curated record
GGGUGAUCUGUUUUUAUAACAAUGGUGAUCACAAUCAGUAAGUGUCGUGUUUGUUAGUUUGUGAUCGAGAUAAGCAUCAUCAGUAUCAAAGUUGGUUGGUGAGGCUUGCGUUUCGCUACUUGCCACCUUUCCACCACUAUGUCCAUUUUCUACGACUCACUUCAAGAGGAUGAAGUAGAGGAAGCAUACAAUAUCGAGGCGGCAGGUUACCCACCCGACGAAGCGGCGAGCCUGGACGCUCUCAAGUAUCGCCAGACCCAUGUACCCGACCUCUUCCUAGGUGCAUACAUCGCCGGGGUGGGGAUCGGGCGGAAACUCAUCGGCUACGUCUGCGCGACUCUCUCGCCUGCAUCGACGCUCUCGCACGAGUCCAUGUCCACGCACAUCCCUGGCGCGCCCUCUGUGUGCAUUCACUCCGUCUGCGUCGCGCCCACACACCGGAAGCAGGGCAUCGCGCUCGGGCUCCUCCAGGAGUACCUCGCCCGCCUGGAGCGCACAGGCACGUACGAGCGCGUGCUGCUCAUCACACACGAGGAGCUGCGAGGGUUGUACGAGCGGGCGGGCUUCGAGUGGAUCGGCCCGAGUCCGGUGACACACGGAUCGCAGCCGUGGUUCGAGAUGCAGCGCGAGCUUCGAGCCGCACCAGAGCCCUCUGCAGCAGAGCCCAUCGCGCCUCCAAGCGUGCCUGCGGGGCUCUGGGAGGCUCUGCAGCGCUCAGCGACCGCACGCAAUCGUCCUACAGGCCGUGCACUCGCCGCAUUCCCCAACGGUGCGCAGGACCUCGUUGUUGACGAUGGCCAAGGCGCUUUGCGGAACAAGAACGACCUCCUGUGUCCGCGGGAAGGGUGCGGCAGUGUGAUACUGAAGAACGGCGUGGCCGCGCUGGUCGAACGGGCGAGCGUGCUCAUGGAACCUCCAGAGCAUACGGCGGCGAGCCUGCUGCCGCCGCUUCCUACGCCGCCGGGGACGGCGAAUUGGUGGCUGGUCACGCCGAACGCGAUGACGUUUGAGAACAUUGGGUUCUCGAAGGGAGUUGUAUCAGAAGGGAAGAGGCUAAAGCUGCUGAGCUGCGCAGAUUGUGACCUCGGUCCAUUAGGCUGGUGCGAAGAGGGCGGCAGCGAGUUCUGGCUCGCUUGCAGCCGCGUUAGCUACCGGGACUGAGGAUGUAGCACGUCUGUUGCGAAGAAACC